AUGGUCACGGCUAGUCUCUGGUCAACCGUCUAUUCCCCUGUGAGAACGCUCUGCAGACGCUUUGUAAAUUCUGAGUGGGCUUCCUUCAUUGGAGUGUUAGCGACUUUCAUAGUCUCUGGUCUGGGUCACGAGGCAACCUUUGCCUGUUUAACCCGUGAACCGCCUACUGGAGAGGUGACGUUGUUCUUUGUGUUACAUGGAGUUUGCGUGGGGGUUGAAGUUUUGGUGAAGAAGAAGACUUCCGUGGGGCGGUGGCCGGUGAGACAGGUUGUGUCACGGCUGCUCACGGUGGGGUUCUUGUGUGUGACUAGUGGUUGGCUAGUUUUCCCUCAGUUAAAUCACGUGAUGGAGAGAAGCGCCAGUGAAGCCUUGCUGGUGGUUGAUUUCUUCAAGCGCAAGCUAUAUGAUCACGGAAACAAGAUGCUACGUCUUCAAAACCCAUUUGAGAUUCUCGUAGGCUCACUAUAUCUCUGUAUUCCGUAUGAUCACUCCGUGCAUUUUGUAAGGUUUGUGGCCACGGGAUAUGUUUAUGUUGGAAGAUCAGCAUAUUUCUACUCUUCCAUAUGCGCCAAAGUAUCCAAAUUGGUAGUGUACAAAACCAAGAAUCUGAUUGAGCUUGUUGUAUGCAAACCUGUAGCUGUGAUAGUAAUGAAGUGGAGGAAUCAAUUAACUGUGGUGGCUGAAAUCCUGUAG
Messenger RNA from Thlaspi arvense, 693 nucleotides. NCBI's taxonomy places the organism in Eukaryota, Viridiplantae, Streptophyta, Magnoliopsida, Brassicales, Brassicaceae. The record is from the annotation of a GenBank genome assembly.